This is a messenger RNA of Phaedon cochleariae (mustard beetle), 4622 nucleotides long. The record is from the annotation of a GenBank genome assembly. Lineage: Eukaryota; Metazoa; Arthropoda; Insecta; Coleoptera; Chrysomelidae.
CUCCGCUCCGCCUCCGAAUGUGUGAUUGCUUUGCUGUUUUUAGGAAUGUCGUCUCGUCGCCAUUGUUGUUAGAGGAAAUAAUUGGAAAAGUGAUUUCCUUCGGUUUUCGUGACCCUGUCGAUAUUAUAUCGUUCUUCUAGUUAAAAUAUAGUGAAGUUCUAAACUGUGACUAGUGAACAGACAUGGACGCGUACUGAAAUCAGUGCUAAAAGUGGUGCAAUGUUGGACCAGUAUUCUCUGUAUAGCAAGCUUCAUAAUACCUAUUACGUUUCAUAAGCUUCCCUUCGUCACGUGGGAGUGUGCCUUUUUGUUUCAUCCAUGUUCAAAUCCAAACCAAAAAAGCCAUUGUAAUCACUUUUCACCUAUUUGUUGAUGGGUUUUAUCUCCGUUGUUAACACAUAUCCUUUGAUAAUUGUCAUAAAUUUGCGUUUGUUUUUGUUAUGGAAUCAACCGGCAAUUGAUUUCAUUUUCAGCAUAUUCCAAAACAUUUAUGUAACAUGAAAUUCCUAUCUUUCAUGUGAUUUGAGCUGAAAUUGGACCCCUGAAUAUCUGAUGAGUGUAGUUGUGACCUAAUCUAUUUUGAUGCUGAAAACACUGGAUGAAUGGGAUUGCGUACAGCCUCGGUGAGGCAUUCCCAUGUGGUGGUCAUGGCCCCAGCUUUAACCGAAACUGUACAGACACAGAAUUUUGAUUUACCACCAAAAUCCUGUUUAGAACCAGCAUAUCCAAUAAACAGUUUUACUAAAAACAAAUUUGAAGUGAAUAAACAGCUGUUUUCCAAAGAUAGAGGUGAAGAUGUGCAGGAGUAUCCUUUAAACAGUUCUGAAAUAAAUAACACUGCUUCAAUUAUCAAAGACAAAUUAUUGGAAAAAUACUGGGACAAAAUAGUUACAGCCUCGGAAAUUGACAACCUCCCUGCUUCAAAUAUUAAUAUGAAUGUGAGCCCUUCCUCUAUGGGUGACCAAGGGAAUAAAAUGGGCCUCCAAAACACUGACCUGAAUAUUUCUCUCAUGAGUAGAGAUAAAAGUUCCAAUGAUAUGGAGCAAUUAUUGCAAAAUUUGAAUUCAGUUUUACCAGAUGCAGAGGGUGUAACGACAGGAGAUGUUGAAGACAUAAUGCAAGUUAUUAAAUCUAUUGAGGGUAGUGAGCAGUUGAAUAAUAGUGCCAAUGAUUUGAACAGUGAAGGGGAAGAAAUAUUUCCAAUUGGUGGAGCAGACCUAACUAACAAUUUGUCAUCUUUUGAAAAAGAAUUACUGGAAAAUGUUGAUGUGAUGAAUAUGACAAUUGAAGACCAGCAAGAUGAGCUCGAUAGUGUGGUGAUACAAAAAGAAUCUCAAGCUAAAGAAGUGCUUGUAGCUUUACAGAAGAAACAUGCCAAGGUAGAGAGAAGGCUGGACUUCCUAAGAAGGCGUGUGUGCAAAUUACAGUCUCGAUACUUAGGCCAGCAUGUUGCUACUGAAAUUGCUGGUGUUUUUGAAAAUGUUAAUAGAACUCUUAAAAAACCAAAGGAUUCCUAUGAAGAUUCUUUAUUUACUGGGUCAAUUUUACAUAAUAGAGACUUGAUGCAGUUAAAGCCCAUGUCAUACAGCUCUGCAAAAACCAUGGUGAAAAAGUUGGAAAUGAGUAAAAUUCUACAAGCCAAUAAUAAUGCCAGACAGAAAAGUGCUCCAAAGUACUUUGGAUCUGGAUCUAUUGAAGUACCUAUCCCUAGAAGUACAACUUCUGGUGCAGUCAACAUAACUCCAUGGCCUAUUGAAACAAAAAGUGAAUUACAAAGAGUUGUUGGACAAUUAAAAACCCAAACUAGUUUGACACAGAGGGACAUUGAUUCUGAAGCUACUGAGAGUAGUUCAGGAGGUGAAAGCUGUGAUGAAAUGAUAAGUUAUAAUAAUCCCCAUCAACAAUAUCUCAGUAUACAAAAACGUGCAUUAUGGAAAUAUUCCACGGACCGAGCGGUGAUAGCAGCUCGUUGGACAUGGCUCCAGGCCCAGAUAGCAGAUCUGGAAUACCGCAUUCGUCAGCAUACGGAUCUGCACAAGCAAAUCAAGAACAACAAGAAAGCUGUCCAACUGGGAGGCAUCAGCCCUGAACAUCCUGCCAACUCUUCCGUUCAGACGGCGAUCAAUGGUUAUCGGGGGCAAUUGCCGGGCAGUUCGUCCACCCCGAAGACAACUACCGAUGGCGCCACUCCGGAAGCAGCUUCGCCCCCCGACUACCAGUGCGCGCGCACCCGCCCCUUAGCCCAGUUCAAGAAGCGUAAGCUGCUGCAAGUGGCCGGGCUGCACGCGGUGUCGCGCAAGGCCGCCCGGCCGAGUUCGACGCGGUGCGCAUGCGUGCCGCUCGCCCUGCCGCCGUGCGCUUUAUGCACGGGCCGGACGGACCCGCAGCACCCGCGCGACCCGCCCGACACGAUGAGCCGCAGGGAGAGAGUGGCGUUGCUGGAUGCCGGGUUCCAUCCGGUGUUCUCGAUGCCCGAAGAUACAUCUCAAGGUAUCCACCUGGAGGCUCUAAUGAAAACUCAGGAUUGGCAACAGAGGAGCAGUCGGAUGAAAACGUACAAAUUAUCAAAACCUGAUAGGCUGGAAUCGAAAUCUCUCGAUCACCGAACGAGGAAAUUGGAGCAUCGAAAGAAGUAUGGAAGAUUAUUGAAGCCUAGUACUAUAUCAGCUUUAUCUGCAAAAAUUCGGAACAAAAUCCGUGGCCGCAAACCCGGCAGGCCUUCCUUCUUCAACCGCGUCCACCUCAAGAGGCACGCCAACAAAGAACAGGAGGCGCAUACCAUUUCUCAUCCCGCCCUCCCGGACUGCGUCGACGAAGAAGUGGAAUCGAUCGGCACCAACAGCAACUAUUGCCUAAGGUCGAUGGACUCACCCUGUUCGUCGCCCUUGUUGCAUAUGCACUCCAUCGCCGGGAAGAAGAACAAGGGGGGGCAGUCGUACGAUAUCGAUAAUAUCGUGAUACCGUACAGUGUGGCGGCCUCCACUCGGGUGGAAAAGUUGCAGUACAAGGAAAUUUUGACACCCAAGUGGAGAAUUGCUGAAACUGAUUGUAACAUAGCAGGGUAUGACAGUAUAAACAAUGGAGCUGCCAAAGACUUUGAUCAGGAUAGUGAUACCGAAGACACGUCCGAAGAGGCUGUCCUCGCCCGCCACGAUCGCUCCGAAUAUGACGAAAAAAAGCGCUUCCUCAGCUACCUCAAAAUGCCACCAGGCGGCCAAACCACCAGAGGGCGCUCGCAUCGCCGCACCGACAGCCGCGCCGAAUCCAGCGAGGCGAACACACCCGAUCCGAUGUCGCCCCAUCCCCACAACCCUAACUCCGCCUCUGCUGCGUCUAUCGACCAAUCGGGCGAGUUGGGAUCGCCGCCGGCCACACCCAUGGCGGUGGAGGGGGAAGGAGGCGGGGCAACGUUACCGAGUGUCGCGGUGAUGCGUAGGAGGACAAUGUCGCAGUCGAGGUUCGCGAAGGAGAAGGAGGCUCGGGAGGAGAGUCGGUGCGCCACCCCCGAUUUGGUCGAGGUGCCCCCGUACGAGGCGCGGACCUUCCCCAUCGACGACGCCACCUACUCCCAAAUGCUCGACCACAUGCCCGAGAAUCACUCGCGGUGUCGGACGAACGCCCGAUCCCAGGAUGCGCGCGCCGUCUGUCCUACCGCAGACGAGCGCUUGUCCAGCUACGGCGCAGGCUCGGAGGAGCGGGCAGAGAGGGCCGGUUCGCCGGACAGCGAGUCGACGGAAUCGGCCGCUCGGGAGGAGAGUCGGUGCGCCACCCCUGAUUUGAUCGAGGUGCCGCCGUACGAGGCGCGGACCUUCCCCAUCGACGACGCCACCUACUCCCAAAUGCUCGACCACAUGCCCGAGAAUCACUCGCGGUGUCGGACGAACGCUCGAUCCCAGGAUGCGCGCGCCGUCUGUCCUACCGCAGACGAGCGCUUGUCCAGCUACGGCGCAGGCUCGGAGGAGCGGGCAGAGAGGGCCGGUUCGCCGGACAGCGAGUCGACGGAAUCGGCCGUGGGGGAUGGAGAGGUGGAGGAGGAUGAGGAAGAAGAAGAGGAGGAAGAGGAGGAGGAUCCCAAUGAUCCGGAGUGGAUGGACGUGGAGCAGCGGGUCGGGAAGGAUCGGUACAAGAGAUAGGGGGGCCGUUAGCACGAUUUAAAAUCGUCCCGGUGAAAAGUGCUUCAAUUGAAGGUUCAUUGGAUACUAUGUGAAACUGACACUUGGAGUGACUUUGGUUCCCAUCGUUUAUACCAAUUAUUCGUAAUGAUUUUUUUCUUCUUUCAUUGUUACGUUACAAUUGCAGCACUAGUAUUGUGUAGUAUUGAACAUUUAAUGAUUACUAUGCUUGUGGAGUUGUUUGGUCUGCAGCAUUUAAUUGUGUUGACUGUGAAAAUUGUUGAAAUUUGAUUGGUACUCUUCAUAAGAGUAAUUUGUAUAAUAAGAUAGUGUUACUGUAUUUGUUAUUUUGGUUAAACUAAUUUUACAUGAUCCACAAAGUUUCUUGUACGAUGUUAAAUAUUGUAAAUUAUAUUGAAUAAAUAAGUGAAAAUAAAGUACUAUUUAUUUUUGAAAGCUGAAAUUUUGGAAAAUGAAUCGUUAUGUUACCUAACUUGUGUAGUUUGCAGA